Penicillium odoratum is the source of this 924-nucleotide messenger RNA. Its product is annotated as CCDC90 family protein. The coding region runs from base 1 to 924 and encodes 307 amino acids. The record is from RefSeq and is a predicted model, not a curated record. Gene Ontology annotation, cellular component: mitochondrion. Lineage: Eukaryota; Fungi; Ascomycota; Eurotiomycetes; Eurotiales; Aspergillaceae. The transcript is spliced from 3 exons.
AUGGCGCAUCAAAGACAUGUUGCGGAGGUGCCUCGGAGUAUCCUGCCUCGCCUCACAUGGAACAGCUCAUCAUCUCGACCGACCGCCUCCUCGUACCACCCUGCGCUUGCGACCCGGCAGCGACAGCAACAGCAACAUCUUCAGGGCUGGAUUCCCCUUAACCGACCGAUCCACUCUCUAGUCACAUCCCAAGCCUCAAGAGCCUAUUCCACAUCAACCCGGGACUCUCGCCUUGCUUCUACUGUUCUCCGGCGAACCUCCGCUCCAGUUGUGACUCGCCCGUCACCCCAAUCUCUUGGCAGUCCUAUUCGUCAUAAUGGAGUCUAUGUCGCAGCGUUCAAACCUGCUCAGCGGGCUUUCCAUGCCACCCCUCUUCGCCCUCGUGACCAUCAUUUUGAUACCUUGAAGUUUGUGAAGCGGUUGCAGGCUGAGGGGUUCAGCGAGGAGCAGGCCGUAGCCAUGAUGCGGGUAUUAAACGAUAUCAUCCAGGAGUCUAUUCAAAAUUUGACAAGGACCAUGGUGCUUCGAGAAGAUUCGGAGAGAUCGACCUACACUCAAAAAGUCGACUUCGCUAAACUACGCUCUGAACUUGUAAACGCCGAUUCAACCGAGGCCCAGCUUACUCGCUCGUCCCACGAAAAGAUUUCCGCUGAUCUGGCUAAGCUCAAUUCGCGCCUGCGGGAUGAGAUUGGUCGAACACAAGCAUCGGUCCGUCUAGACCUGAACCUCGAGAAGGGCCGGAUUCGCGAGGAGGCCAACGGUCAAGAGAUGCGGAUCAAGGAGACCGAAACCCGAAUCGAGCAGGAAGUGGCUGGUUUAAGGGAACGAGUUGAGGCUGUCAAAUUCUCCACUCUGCAAUGGCUUAUGGGUGUUUGCACCGGUACCGCUGCUCUGAUUCUUGGUGCUUGGCGUCUGUUUAUGUGA